AUGAUAGUGUACUCAGGUUUUGAAGACUGGAAACUCGAAGAUGAGAUAAGUCAGCAAGAAAACCAAGACAAGCUUUUGAACCAAGUUGCAUUUAUUAAUCGUAAGUCACUGUCUGAGAAGAUAGACCAAGAAUGUAAUGCACUGGGGAAAGGAGUUCAUCUGAACAGAAGAUCUAAUGAACACAUCAGAGCCUUCAUACAUAAAUCACACCCCUUUGCACAACCGAAAAUUCUAACAAGCAAAAAAUCAUAUAAAUGUGUUCAGUGUGGGAAAGCCUUCAGUGGAAAGUCAGGACUUACUGUACAUCAGAGAAUUCAUACUGGGGAAAAACCAUACAAAUGUAAUGAAUGUGAAAAAGCCUUUAUUCAGAAGUCACGACUCACUAUACAUCAGAGAACUCAUACAGGAGAGAAACCCUAUGACUGUAGUGAAUGUGGGAAAGCGUUCACCCAGAAGUCAAACCUCAUUAAUCAUCGGAGGAUUCACAGAGAGGAGAAACCCUAUGAAUGCAAUGAAUGUGGGAAGGCUUUCAAGAGAAAGUCAUCACUUAGUGUUCAUCAAAGAACUCAUACUGGGGAGAAACCAUAUAAAUGUGAUGAAUGUGGAAAAGCCUUCAUCUGGCAAUCACAGCGCACUGUACAUCAGAGAAUUCAUACUGGGGAGAAACCCCAUAGAUGUAUUGAGUGUGGAAAAGCCUUCAACAGGAAGUCAGAACUUCGUGUACAUCACAGAAUUCAUACCGGAGAGAAACCAUUUGAAUGUAAUGACUGUAAAAAAGCCUUCAUCCACAAGUCAGAUCUCAUUGUACAUCAGAGAACUCACACUGGGGACAAAAGACAUCAGUGCAAUGAAUGUGGGAAAGCCUUCAUUCGGAGUUCAGAGUUCAUUCAACAUAAGAGAAUUCAUACUGGGGAGAAACCCUAUGAAUGCAGUGAAUGCAGAAAAGCUUUUAUCCAGAAAUCACAACUCAUUGUGCAUCAGAGAAUCCAUACUGGGACAAAACCAUAUGAAUGCACUGAAUGUGGAAAAGCCUUUAGCAAUAAGUCACACCUUACUGCACAUCAUAGAGUACAUACUGGAGAAAAACCCUAUCAGUGCACUGACUGUAGAAAAACUUUCAGCAGGAAAUCUUCUCUCAUUGUUCAUCACAGAACUCAUAUUGAACAGAAAUAUUCUUAA
Messenger RNA from Vicugna pacos (alpaca), 1179 nucleotides. The record is from RefSeq and is a predicted model, not a curated record. NCBI's taxonomy places the organism in Eukaryota, Metazoa, Chordata, Mammalia, Artiodactyla, Camelidae.